This is a messenger RNA of Fusarium keratoplasticum, 1230 nucleotides long. Its product is annotated as Autophagy-related protein 29. Gene Ontology annotation, biological process: autophagosome assembly. The record is from RefSeq and is a predicted model, not a curated record. Gene Ontology annotation, cellular component: phagophore assembly site. The transcript has 5 exons. NCBI's taxonomy places the organism in Eukaryota, Fungi, Ascomycota, Sordariomycetes, Hypocreales, Nectriaceae. The coding region runs from base 1 to 1230 and encodes 409 amino acids.
AUGGCUGAGCCGACAUACACCGUAUUCGUCCGGGUGCCCAUGCCCCGGGGUGACUUUGUCGAUCCUCCCCCAGUGAACUGGGACUCCAACAAGGACGAGGCUCUGUGGAAGAUCCUAUCUGGAGCCGCGAAAACGGAAAUUGACUGGAGUGAGGUUGCCGAUCGCUUCGAUGUUCCCGUCGACUUCCUUCUACAGCAGGUCGCAUAUCUCACCGAACGACAUGCCUCACAGGUCCGCGCCCAGGUCCGAAAGGCCACUGCCGCCGUCCGCGGCUCGGCCGCCCCAUCACCAGUACCAGACUCCUCAGGACCUGGUCAUCAACGAGCGCCGUCCUCUCUAUCGAUUCGACGAGAUUCACCCAUGCCGCGCAACGAGGUGGGAAGCGGCACCGGGACCCCGCUGAAUGCAUCGAUACGACCAGUCAUCUCACGGAAUCCUUCGACGAAUACCACAGUUCUGCGGGACAUGACGGGAGGUUCGGCGUCGCCCCGACCGGGAAUGGGCAUAACAUCAACACGGGCCGGCGAACAACGAAGACGUCUGACAUCACUGCCCAUCUCAAACGUACCUAAGUCACCGGAGAGAGUAGCGCAGCCAGAUCCAUCACCAGACGAACAAAGCGCGUCGCCCGGGCCAGCAGAUGAUAGUUCGACCAUGUCAUCUGAGGAUGAAUCCAGCCCUGCACAGUCUCGAAUUAUUCGACGGCCUCCUCGAUUCCAACAGAACGAUGGAGGAACGUAUGAAGAUGAUGAUGACGACGAGUCAGAGCCUGCCUUUCAACCCUACACAGCCCCGUCAAAUCAGACCUCUGCCCAGGACCUUGGUUCAACACUGCGGGAGGACGGGCGGGGCUCAGGCAAACGGUUCCAUAAGAAACAUGGAAAGGAGGCCAUCCACCAGUCCCAGACAUCUGACUCUUCGGCUAGCUCUGCUGCAAUGAUCCAUCGGCCAGGCAAGUCGCGCGAACAGCGGACACCCGGACCCCUUUCACCACGUCGAGCGGCGGAGCUGGCUGGCCGCAGUCCAGGCAGCAAGAGCAGGGGAUACUCCCGUGAAGGCAGCGACGGAACGCCCAGCAUGGGUAGCAGUUUCAGUGAUCUUGACGAUGCCUCUGUAACGCAGUCUGCCUUGGAGGAGGCAUUGGCUAGCCAUAUGAAUCGGGGCGCGGGAAGCCGCUUCAGUAUUAGCCAGGCUUUCCGCAGCCGAUACACCCCCAGCUCCAACCAGUGA